Messenger RNA from Zingiber officinale, 1850 nucleotides. Its product is annotated as eukaryotic translation initiation factor 2 subunit gamma-like. The record is from RefSeq and is a predicted model, not a curated record. Gene Ontology annotation, cellular component: cytosol; eukaryotic translation initiation factor 2 complex. NCBI's taxonomy places the organism in Eukaryota, Viridiplantae, Streptophyta, Magnoliopsida, Zingiberales, Zingiberaceae. Gene Ontology annotation, molecular function: tRNA binding; GTP binding; translation initiation factor activity. The coding region runs from base 186 to 1580 and encodes 464 amino acids. Gene Ontology annotation, biological process: positive regulation of translational fidelity; formation of translation preinitiation complex. The transcript is spliced from 9 exons.
GAUACGAAUAUAUUAGAUCUGGAAAUCUGCCCUAAUCCCCCAUUCCUCCCGUCGCAUCGCCCCCGCCUCAACGUUCUCCAACCCGUCGGUAGCCGCCGUAGCUUCCCCGCCUCGUCACCGGUCUCCGGAAAUCCGUCGGCUCUUUCUUCUGACAAGAGAGUACUGGUUCAUCGUUCGCUUCGAAAAUGUCUCGAAAAGGAUUGAUGGAGCAGGACUUGAGUAAACUUGAUGUUACAAAGCUUCAUCCAUUGUCGCCAGAAGUUAUCUCGCGUCAAGCUACCAUUAACAUAGGUACCAUUGGUCAUGUGGCUCAUGGAAAGUCGACUGUGGUGAAAGCGAUAUCUGGUGUACAGACUGUUCGAUUCAAGAAUGAAUUGGAGCGUAAUAUUACUAUCAAGCUUGGAUAUGCCAAUGCAAAGAUUUAUAAAUGUGAAGAUGAGAGAUGCCCUCGACCAAUGUGCUACAAGGCUUACGGAAGUGGAAAAGAAGACAGUCCUCUGUGCGACGUUGCUGGAUUUGAGAACACAAGGAUGAAACUUCUAAGACAUGUUUCCUUUGUUGAUUGUCCAGGCCACGAUAUUCUUAUGGCUACCAUGCUUAAUGGUGCUGCAAUCAUGGAUGGAGCUUUGCUUCUUAUAGCUGGCAAUGAAAGUUGCCCACAGCCCCAAACAUCUGAGCAUCUUGCUGCUGUUGAAAUCAUGCGACUUCAACAUAUAAUUAUUCUACAAAAUAAGAUUGAUCUUAUUCAGGAAAGUGCUGCCAUCAAUCAACAUGAGGCAAUCCAGAAGUUCAUUCAGGGGACUAUAGCUGAUGGGGCUCCAGUUGUGCCAAUAUCUGCUCAAUUAAAAUAUAAUAUCGACGUUGUCUGCGAGUAUCUAGUUAAGAAAAUUCCCAUUCCUGAAAGGAAUUUUACUUCCCCUCCUAAUAUGAUUGUUAUUCGUUCAUUUGACGUGAAUAAGCCUGGCUCAGAGGUUGAUGAGAUAAAAGGUGGUGUUGCCGGUGGAAGCAUCCUAAGGGGUGUUUUGAAAGUGAACCAAUUUAUUGAAGUCCGGCCUGGUAUUGUUAUCAAAGAUGAGAGUGGGAAUAUAAAGUGCACCCCUAUCUACUCAAGGAUUGUUUCCCUGUAUGCUGAACAAAAUGAGCUACAAUUUGCUGUACCUGGUGGACUCAUUGGUGUGGGUACAACAAUGGACCCUACAUUGACUCGUGCUGAUAGAUUGGUUGGCCAGGUGCUUGGUGAAGUGGGUUCACUGCCUGAUGUUUUUGUAGAGCUUGAGGUGAACUUCUUUCUUCUCCGUAGGCUGUUGGGUGUCCGGACAAAAGGAACUGAGAGACAAGGGAAAGUCUCCAAGCUGGCCAAGAGUGAGAUCCUGAUGCUCAACAUAGGUUCCAUGUCGACUGGGGCUCGGGUUGUUGCAGUGAAGAAUGAUUUGGCUAAGCUGCAACUCACUGCUCCUGUGUGCACCAGCAAAGGCGAAAAGGUUGCGCUUAGUCGGCGAGUUGAGAAGCAUUGGCGUCUGAUUGGUUGGGGGCAGAUUCAGGCUGGCUCGACCCUUGAAGUCCCUCCCUGCCCUAUCUAAUGCCUCUCAGUCUUUUGCUAUUCUAAUCGAAGGAAGUGAAGGAAAAAAAAACCGAAAAAAGAGAGUAAAAGACAGAAUGAGAUAGUACAAGUUGUGGGCUGGCAGGAAAAUAAUGUCACUAUGCAAGUUUCAUCGUUUUUCAUGCUGGAAUUUUUUCUUGAUUUACGUCGCGAAACAUAUUUAUCAGCCAUCCAGCUCCAUUUUGUGCUUUGAGUGUGCAUUAGACACUGCAAAUUGGCUCAUUACAACAUUGUUUUGCAUUUCUAGAAA